AUGUUUCACAGGAAAGCCCGGUCUGUUGAUGCCAAGUUGUCUCUCGUCUGCAUGGUUUGGCUUGUGAUACGCUUCAACAACAAGAGAUCGCAAUACAGAACAACAAAAGGCCUCUUCUGGACAUCUCCUGAGAGGCGCAGACGCAAAGACUUCCAGCUCCUCUCCCGGUUCCCCUCGUGCUCGCACCACCGCCGCCAAGCUCCUCCUCCUCCCCGCCCCGCCGCCCCCGCCGCCCCCGCCGUCACCGUCACCGUCACCGUCGUCGUCACCCCCGACAACCUCCACCUGCUCGACCCCUUCCUCGCCUCCUCCUCCUCGCUCCAGCCUCUCCUCUUGCCGCGCCACACCCGCCGCGGGUGCGCUUCGUCGCUAAAGUCCGCGCCCUCCGCGACCUCCACCUCCCGCUCAUCUCCCGGUGGUUCGAGUCCCACCACUCCCCGCCCUGCGCGGUUGUCUCCGACUUCUUCCUCGGGUGGACCCACCGCUUCGCCCGCGACCGCGGCGUCCCGCGAGUCAUCUUCUCGCCGUCCGGCGCGUUCGGGCUCUCCAUCGCCUUCGCCCUGUGCCGGGACCUCCUCCGGCCCAACGAGGAGUCGAUGGUCUCACCGCGCGUUGUUUCCCGAGCUCCCCUGCUACCGAUCUACCGCCGCCCCCCCUUCGCGAAGCUGCCGCUGCCUCGCUGCUUCGCCCGAGCCCCGUUGCCGACGUCUGCUGGUUCGCUCACCACCUCUGGGCGCCACCGCCGCUGCGACCAGACGCCAAAAGCCGCCGUUCCUGCCGCGAUUCCGUCCUCAGCCCGUCCCGACUAGGCCCGCCUGCUCUCCAGGUCCCACUUUGUCUUCACCAGCCCCAAGCCCAGAGAGAAGGUUCCAAUAUAAACAGGUCAACCCUGUUCCCGGACGGAAAAAACGGGGUGGGCCGGGAACAGGUCCAAUGAAAACGGGGUAG
This is a messenger RNA of Eucalyptus grandis, 948 nucleotides long. RefSeq names its product serine/arginine repetitive matrix protein 1-like. The coding region runs from base 1 to 948 and encodes 315 amino acids. The record is from RefSeq and is a predicted model, not a curated record. The transcript is spliced from 4 exons. NCBI's taxonomy places the organism in Eukaryota, Viridiplantae, Streptophyta, Magnoliopsida, Myrtales, Myrtaceae.